This is a messenger RNA of Cydia splendana, 643 nucleotides long. Its product is annotated as A-kinase anchor protein 14-like. The record is from RefSeq and is a predicted model, not a curated record. NCBI's taxonomy places the organism in Eukaryota, Metazoa, Arthropoda, Insecta, Lepidoptera, Tortricidae. Bases 192 to 608 code for a protein of 138 amino acids. The transcript has 2 exons.
AGGUCUUAUGAAUGAUUUAUCUUGACGAAUGACCUCUCCAAAAGCUCGUAGCUCUUUAAUUUAUUCAAUGCUCAAGUACGCAUUGCAGUCAUUGUCAGUUUCGGCCAGUAUAAAUACCUCGGUGCUCUACCUGAUUGUUAGACAACUCCCAAAGUUCGAGUAGUAAACUACUUACGACUAAAAAAAACAAUAUGCAGAAACUCAUCGUUUUCACCGCCUUCCUGGCCUGCGCUGCCGCCGCUCCCGGGCUCCUAGUCGCCCACGAGGCUCCCGUUGUCCACUCCGUGCACGCCAUCCCCGUGGUGGGCUCCAAGACCACCAUCACCAAGAGCAGCCAGGUCGUCAACCACGGCAGCCCCGUCGUGCACGCCGUGCACACCCCGGUCGUGCAUGCUGCGCCCGUUGUGUCCGUACACUCUGCUCCCAUCGUCCACGCCGCCCCCGUGGUGCACGCCGCCCCCGUCGUCCAUGCCGUCCACGCCGCUCCUGUCGUGCACGCCGCUCCCCUGGUCUUGAAGACCGCUCCAUCCGCCAUCACUCACAGCAGCUCAGUUGUUCACCACGGACAUGUCGUCAAGUCAGUCCCCCUGAUCGCUGUCCAUCAUUAAUCGGAUAUUUAGAAUAAAAUAAUAAAUUACUUAUU